This is a messenger RNA of Paramecium pentaurelia, 3540 nucleotides long. The record is from the annotation of a GenBank genome assembly. NCBI's taxonomy places the organism in Eukaryota, Ciliophora, Oligohymenophorea, Peniculida, Parameciidae.
AUGUUUGUCAAAUUUGAGAGACAUUCAGAUCGCGUAAAAAGUGUAUCUUUCCACCCUCAUCGUCCUUGGGUAUUGAGUGCACUUCAUUCUGGUGUAAUAGAACUAAUUGAUUAUCGUAUUAAAAAACGCAUAGCAACAUAUGAGGAUCACUAAGGUGCUGUUCGAUCAGUUUAAUUCCAUCCAUAAUUGAAUUUGUUCUGUUCUGGAGGAGAUGAUUAUACAGUAAGAGUGUGGAAUUUUAAAUAAUGUCAAUUUGUAUUGAAGGGACAUUUAGAUUAUGUAAGAUGUGUUACAUUUCAUCCAAUUAAUCCUUGGGUAUUAUCUGGAUCUGAUGAUCAAACAGCUAGAGUAUGGAACUAUUAAAGCAGAUAAACUAUUGCUAUACUAACAGGACAUACACAUUAUAUAAUGUCAUGUCAUUUCCAUCCAACAUAAGACUUCAUAGUGACUUGUUCAUUAGAUUAAACAGCAAGAUUAUGGAAUUAUGGAGUACUUAAAUAAAGAUAUGCAUAAAAGAAGAAUCAAGAGUAUGUACUCUCUGGUGCUGAAGUAUAAGUAAUAGCAAUUAUGGAUGGACAUAAAGAUUAAUUAAAUUGGUGUGCUUUUCAUAAAUCUGAACCAUUAAUUAUAACAAGUGGUGAUGAUAAAAAUAUUAAAUUAUGGAAAUACAAUGAAAAUAAAGUAUGGGAAUUUGAUUCUCUUACAGGACACACUAAUAAUGUUUGUUGUGCUGAAUUUCAUUCAAAAGGAGAUGUUAUAAUCUCAGAUUCUGAAGAUCAUACUAUAAGAAUUUGGGAUUCUGCAACUAGAAAAUAAAUUACACUUUAUGAAAAUUAACAUUAUGAUAGAUAUUGGAUAGUAGCUUGUCAUCCUAAUAAUUAUUAUUUUGCUUGUGGUUCUGAUACUAUGCUUCAAGUAUUUACAUUACAUAAAGAUCGAGUACCUGUUCUACUUGUUAAUGAAAGAUAUUUAUGUAUGGCUGAAUAAAAAAUACUUAAAGUUAUUGAAUUAAAUUCUGGGCAAUAAUAAAUUAUUAGAGAUAUUUCUACUGUCAUUACUCCAACUCCAACUAUUCUUGAGGAUAAUAUUGAAUCUAUUGAAUACAAUACAUAUGAUACUUAAAAAACAUAAUUAAUGAUUAGAUGUAUUCGAUCUUUAAAAAAAGAUACAAAUAAAUUAAAGAGACAUUUAUUAAUUGUAUUUUAACAAUAGAAAGGUGAUUCAGGAAUUAAAUAAUUCAAUUCAAAGUCAGCUUGUUUUAUUGGAAAGAAUAAAAUAGCUCGUAUUAAUUAAGAAUCAUAAAUUGAGUUAUAUAAUUAUGAAACAGAAGCAGUCUCUUUAAUUGAUGAUAAGGAAGCUUCUAAACUAUUCCCUGCACCUGGAGGCAAAUUAUUAAUUUAUAGAGAUGGUAACAAUAGUCAUUUGGAAUUAUUUGAUCCACUUGCAAAAUAAGGGUUAAAUUAAAUUGAAUAUUCAAAUGUUAAGUAUGUUCAAUAUCAUGAUUCCUAUUUAAUAGUAUAAGGGAAAUUAUAAUUAACUAUUCUAACAAAAUAACUUUAAAAAUUAAUUGAAAUCUAAGAAUAUAUUAAUAUUAAGUCUUUUAUUUGGGUUAAUAAUUUUAUUAUUUACACAACAAAAAGUUAAAUUAAAUAUUUAUUAUUGAAUGGUGAUACAGGAGUAUUAAAAUCUACUGAGAACAUUCUCUAUCUAGUGAAAGGAGAAUAAUAAUAGUAAAAUACAUUAAAAUUAAUAGCAGUUGACAAUGCUGCACAAUAUAUCACAUAAAUAUUGGAUAUUCAGGAACCAUUAUUCAAAAUUGCCAUUCUAAAUAAGGAUCUAAAUGCAAUACAUAAAUUUGUUGAAAAUAAUUAAAAUGAGGCUGUUCUCUCAUACUUAUAUUAAAAAAGAUUAGCAUCUGUUGCUUUAAAAUUAGUCAAAGAUAAAUAAGGUAAUCAAAAUUUUAAUAUAAUAGCUAAAUUCUCAUUAUCUUUGGAUUCUGGUAAUUUAGAAUAAGCAUACAAAGCUGCAAUUGAAAUCAAGGAUACUAGUUUAUUUGAAUAAUUAAGGUCAGAAGCUCUUAGAUAAGGUAAUAAUUUAUUGGUUGAUGUAUGUGACUAAUAACUCAACUAAUUUGACAGAUUGGCCUUUUUAUAUUUAUGUACAGGUAAUAAUGAAAAAUAAGAGAAAUUAUAAAACAUAUAACCAAAUUACAUUUAUUAAUCCUAAAUUCAGAAAUAAAAAUCUAUUAAAUAGAAUCUACCAAAACUUGCUUAAAUUAUAGAACAUCUCAAUGGAAAUAUAUAAAAAUUGGAUAAGAAUCAAUAAGAUACAAUUGAGUGGAUAAAAUCACUUGGUGGAAGUCAAGCAUUAAUACCACCAAUUCCAAUAAUGAAGUAUAAAAAUGAUCCAUGGCCUCUAUUAUAAAUGAAUGAGUAAGAUAUAAUCAAUCUUGAAGUAACUGAAGAAUCAGUUGUACCUUAGGAUAUAUUUACCAUAUAAAAAUAAGUAAUAGAAGAAAAACAAAUAGAAGAAUAAAUUAAUAAUGAUGUUUAGUGGGGAUUAGAAGAUGAACCAGAAGAAGAGUUCUUUGAACCUAAAGUAAUACAGGAAAUGGAUAAGAGUUUAGAUGAAUCAGCAUUAAGGGGAGUAUUUUUAGAAUAAAAAGGAGAAGUGGCUGUGAAAUAUUUUGCUGCAGGAGAUUACGAAGUAGGUAUAAAACUAUUAAAACAGUAAAUCAAUUUGAAUAAUCAUUAAUAAUUAUUGAAAUUAUUAACAGAUAUUACUCCUUUUUAAGUUUUGACCUCAAUACCUUUUUUAAAUAAUACAACUUUACCAGUUAAAUUAAAUAGAUUGAAUGAAGUUAAAAGUCUAAUCAAAUAGGGUAUAUUACAUAUUUUAUUAUAGGAUAUAAAUAUACAACUGAUGCUAAAUUUAGUGAAGUCAGUAAUUGUUUCUAAUAGGUUUUAUAGAAAUUAUUAUUAACUGAUUUUGAAGCCAAUCAAAUAGAAGAAAUAUAAAAGUACAUUAACAUAAGCAAAAAUUAUAUGAUGGCAAUGAGAUGUGAUGCUCUAAAAAAAGAUAGCAAUUCUUUGGAAAUGGUCUGUAAGAUGGCAACUAUAGAAUUGUAACCUUCCCAUAGAAUAUUAACACUAAGGUAGGCUCUUAGUAUAAGUUACAAACAGAAAAACUUUAUCACAUGUUAAUAGAUAGCUAAAAAGUUAAUUGAAUUGUUAAAAAAUGAUACAACAUAAAAACCUGAAGUUUUAUAAAAUGCAUAAAAGGUAAUAAUUAAUGUAUAAAAUUAGUAUGAAAAAGCAUCAUAAUAAUAAAAUACAAAUGCUGUUUAAAUUGAUUUUAAAGAAAAUUGGCUUAAUGAAUAGCCUAUCUACUCUGUAAAUACACUUAAAUAUCUAUCAAUUUAUAAAACAUGUCCUUAUGAUGGGAGUACAUAUGAAAAUGAUUAUUCAUAACUAUGUCUAGUGUGUGGAUUAUGUUUAGUUGGUAAAGCACCUGGCCUAAAAAGCCUUUAAAAACCUUGAA